AUGAAGCUCUUUGCAAAGAAGUCGUCCAAGAAGCAAUCCGGCCAGGACGAAAACGACUACGAAAGUAACAACUUCUUUCCCCCCUCAGAGGCUUCUUCUCCUACCAGGUCGCCCACUAAGUCGCCGACGAAAUCCCCCACCAAAAAAUCCUCCCAGCCCGCCUCUCCAGGCCUUCGGGAGACAAAGUCAUCUCGCACAUCCCGCUCCUUUGGUCGUCACCCUACCGACCCGGGUUCUCGCAGGAGCAGCAAGAUCGACUUUGAUACCCAUCCCCUCAACCUCACUCCUGAAGAGCGAGCAAAGAGACUGUCAGCCAUGAGCGGUCGCAACUCCCCCGGAGCCAUGGAUGUCGAUCGUGACUCCAACGCCGCUCCCUCCUCUCCUGCUGCCGCUCCCCAGCAGCCCGCUGCUCAGCCCUCCGCCCAGGCCUCAUUUUCUGUUCCCAUUCCGAAUGGCAUCAACACAAAUGUUAAUGGCAAUGGCGAUGCCCCUCCCCCUCCUCCCCACAAAUCAAACCCCUCCAGCCCGGUCCCUACAACAGAGGACGAGGCCGAGGCCUACAAGGGUGCGGGAAACAAGUUUUUCAAGGAGAAGGAUUACAAGAAUGCCAUCCUCCAAUACACCAAGGCGAUCGAGUUGUGCCCCGAUUCCGCCACCUACCUGAGCAAUCGCGCUGCGGCCUACAUGUCCAACACCCAGUAUGAGUACGCCCUCGAGGACUGCACCCGCGCCGCCGACUUGGACCCCGAGAACCCCAAGAUCCUCCUCCGUCUGGCGCGCAUCUACACCAGCCUGGGUCAGCCCCAGGAGGCCCUUCUCGUCUUUGGUCGCAUCAACCCUCCCCCCUCCGCCAAGGACCAGGCUCCGGCCAAGGAGAUGCUUAAGCACGUCACCGCGGCCCAGAGCGCUCUGAGAGAUGGCACCGCUGGCUCCAUGGUUCUCCACGCCCUCGACCAGGCCGAGAGACAGUUGGGUUUCGGCGCUUCCAAGCCUCGCAAGUGGCAACUCAUGCGUGGCGAGGCCUACCUCAAGAUGGGCACCGUCAAUGCCCUCGGCGAGGCGCAGAACAUUGCCAUGGGUCUGUUGAGGAACAACAGCCAGGACCCUGAGGCUCUUGUCCUCCGCGGCCGUGCUCUGUACAGCCAAGGCGAGAACGACAAGGCCGUCAGUCACUUCCGCAAGGCCAUCAGCUGCGACCCCGAUAUGCGCGAUGCCGUCAAGUACCUCAGAAUUGUCCAGAAGCUUGACCGUAUGAAGGAGGAGGGCAACCAGGACUACAAGAUGGGACGCUGGCAAUCCGCCAUCGAGAAGUACACCGCGGCCUUGGACGUCGAUCCUACCAACCGCGGCACCAACUCCAAGAUUCUGCAGAACAGAGCGCUUUGCAAGACCAAGCUCAAGGACUUUGACGGCGCCAUUGCCGACUGUGAGCGCGCUAUCAGCCUUGACUCGACAUAUAUCAAGGCCCGCAAGACCAAGGCCAACGCCUUCGGCCAGGCAGGCAGGUGGGAGGAUGCGGUUCGGGAGUGGAAGUCGAUCCAGGAGCUUGAUCCCGAGGACCGUACCAUUGCCAAGGAGGUUCGCAGGGCAGAGCUUGAGCUCAAGAAGAGCCAGCGCAAGGAUUACUACAAGAUCCUCGGUGUCGAGAAGGACGCCGACGACAACCAGAUCAAGAAGGCCUACCGCAAACUGGCCAUCAUCCACCACCCCGACAAGAACCCCAACGACGAGCAGGCUGCCGAGCGUUUCAAGGAUAUCGGUGAAGCCUACGAGACCUUGAGCGACUCUCAAAAGCGUGCUAGUUACGACAGCGGCGAGGACCUCAUGGACCCGUCCGACAUGUUCGGCGGCGGUGGCAUGGGCGGCGGCAUGGGUGGCAUGGGCGGCAUGCACGGAGGCAUCGACCCUGAGAUCCUGUUCAACAUGAUGGGAGGUGGUGGCGGCUUCGCUGGCGGUGGCGGCUUUAACGGAGGCGGCUUCCCCGGCGGCGGCGCACACUACUCCUUCGCCGACGGCUCCGGUCGCCCCCGCGGCGGCAGCGGCUUUGGCGGAAGAGGCUUCAACUUCUCGACCUGA
This is a messenger RNA of Colletotrichum karsti, 2076 nucleotides long. Its product is annotated as dnaJ domain containing protein. The record is from RefSeq and is a predicted model, not a curated record. The transcript has 3 exons. Bases 1 to 2076 code for a protein of 691 amino acids. NCBI's taxonomy places the organism in Eukaryota, Fungi, Ascomycota, Sordariomycetes, Glomerellales, Glomerellaceae. Gene Ontology annotation, molecular function: protein binding.